Schistocerca piceifrons (Central American locust) is the source of this 1974-nucleotide messenger RNA. Its product is annotated as receptor-type guanylate cyclase gcy-19. Gene Ontology annotation, molecular function: guanylate cyclase activity; peptide receptor activity. The coding region runs from base 33 to 1781 and encodes 582 amino acids. Gene Ontology annotation, biological process: intracellular signal transduction; cGMP biosynthetic process; receptor guanylyl cyclase signaling pathway. NCBI's taxonomy places the organism in Eukaryota, Metazoa, Arthropoda, Insecta, Orthoptera, Acrididae. The transcript is spliced from 13 exons. The record is from RefSeq and is a predicted model, not a curated record.
ACCGCAGCGGCCGCCGCCUGCAGCUGCUGCAGAUGCUGGUGCUGCCGUUCGUGCCGGUGCUCGCGCUCAUCGUGCAGACCUCGCUCAGCCUGCGCGACACGCUCGUCGACCGCCAGGAGGUCGGCGACAUAGAGGCGCAGGUGACAAUAGCCACGGACCUGGGCAAACUGGUGACCAGAAUACAGCAGGAGCGCUCAGAAGUGGCCUUCUACAUCUUCACCAACGGCAGCACACUCAGGUCCAACCUGACGCAGCGCUUCCUGGUGACGGAUGAGGCGCUUGCAGCCAUGGACUCGUGGCCCACAGUCUCGUUGCCGGGCUUUGAGGGGGAGCUCAACAAGUCCUCCUUCAUCAACAGACUCAUAGAGUUCAGGCGGAAGACCUACUCAGACGAGAGCACGCUGCCCGAGGUGCUCCACUGGUACACGUCUGUGAACGCCGCCAUGUUGGAGCACCUCACCAACCAGAUCAAGGAGACGGACAGCAGUGGUGUCUGGAGGUAUCUGAUAGCAUUCAAGAACCUGCUGCGCAGCAUAGAGAACAUGGGCAUCGCCAUGGUGUACGGUAUUAACUACUACGGCCGUGGGCCGCUGGUCGGCAACAACUACAUCGAGUACGUGCGGCACGAGGCGAUCGGCAACGACCUGCUGCACUCUUCCUUUAACUACGUGCCUUCCAUAGGCAAAAAGUACGACCAGCUCACCGCCCAAAUGGAGGACUACAGCGGUAUUCAAAAGAGGAAGAAAGAAAUCUUUGGUAAUAAAAAGCGACAACAGAGUGUGGACGAAGCCAUAGAAUACUUCGACAAUAUGGCCUCCUAUGUGGACGAACUGCGGAAGUUGCAGAGAGAGCUCAGAGUGAUGAUCAGGCAAUAUGUGGGGAUGAGCAUUUCGGACGCCAACCGCAAGGAGGCAUACGGCAUUGCGCUACUGGUGCUGGUACUCAUGGUCUCCCCCGUCAUCAUCGUGCUCGUACGCAACGCCGUCGCCACUAUACAGAUGUACUCGACACACCUGGCGCAGAAGGCGCGCGAACUGAAGCGCGAGAAGCGGAUCAGCGACAUGCUGCUGUGCCAGAUGCUGCCGCCCAGCGUCGCCCAGCAGCUCAAGAGGACCCGACAGGUUCCGGCGGAAUUUUACGCAGCGGUGACUGUGUACUUCAGUGACAUCGUGGGCUUCACUGAGAUAGCAGCCAUUAGCUCCCCUCUUGAGGUAGUCACUUUUCUGAACUCCAUCUACAAGCUGUUCGACGCUCGCAUAGAGUGCUACGAUGUGUACAAGGUGGAGACCAUCGGUGACUCUUACAUGGUGGCAUCUGGGCUACCCGUCAAGAAUGGCGACAAGCACGUGACCGAGGUGGCGACGAUGGCGCUGGACCUGCUGGCGGCCGCAGCACUCUUCCCAGUGCCGCACCGGCCCGGAGAGACGCUGCAGAUCCGCUGCGGCGCCCACACGGGGCCCGUCGUCGCCGGCAUCGUCGGCUCCAAGAUGCCGCGCUACUGCCUCUUCGGCGACACCGUCAACACCGCCUCGCGCAUGGAGUCCACCGGCGAAGCAAUGAGAAUCCACAUCAGUCUUGAAAUGAAGCAGGCCCUGGAUGCUGUUGGAGGUUUCCGCACAGAGCACAGAGGACUUGUCGAUGUCAAGGGCAAAGGUUUGCUCGACACUUAUUGGCUGACGUGCAAAGAAGGAGGCAUCUCUCGAUCAGCACAUCUCAGCACAUAUCUUACAGAUACACAGCCAGUGUUCAUGAGACGUCUCAGAGAUGACACUUAUAUUUGAUGGAUUAUGGAAAGAACUGCCAGUAAUUUUAAUAUUACUAUGAUGAACCAUUAUGAAACUGUAAACAGUUUAAAUCCAAAGGUUUGGCAUGUCUUAUAGAGAAAUCAUGAAACAAUUACUUUUCCUGCCAAUCCUUUCUUACAACAUAUGUUUUGUGUAAGAAAGAGCAUAUCUACCAUUUUAACAAUGUCAU